Ziziphus jujuba (common jujube) is the source of this 2959-nucleotide messenger RNA. RefSeq names its product glycerol-3-phosphate dehydrogenase [NAD(+)], chloroplastic. The record is from RefSeq and is a predicted model, not a curated record. Gene Ontology annotation, molecular function: glycerol-3-phosphate dehydrogenase [NAD(P)+] activity. Bases 2035 to 2379 code for a protein of 114 amino acids. Gene Ontology annotation, biological process: carbohydrate metabolic process; glycerol-3-phosphate metabolic process. The transcript has 5 exons. NCBI's taxonomy places the organism in Eukaryota, Viridiplantae, Streptophyta, Magnoliopsida, Rosales, Rhamnaceae. Gene Ontology annotation, cellular component: cytosol.
GCACCAUGAACAACAAAUUUAUGUGUGACUUCACUUCCUAUGGACUCUGCUCUUCAUCGUGUGAAUUUGCUGUUAAGGUGGUUGAAUUGGGACAGUUGGCUGGUAUGAAUUUGCUGUUAAGAUGGGUUCUCUUAGAACCAAUUGAUGAACUACAAUUCUAAGAAGCAGAAACAGAACCAGAGGACAACUGAAACAAACUCAGAAAGCAGCAACACGCAGUGAUAAAGAGGCAAGGAUCCAGAAUGUACCAGGUUGGGUUAUGAGAUGGGGCCCUGAGAACACAUAUAAAUACCAAGAGAAUAUAAGCAAGCAAUGUCCAGCAAGCUGGUAUGAUCUAGGCUCUCCGACACACUCCACCUAGGGAAAUCACUCUUAUAGAAGUAUAAAAUAGGACACUUUACUUAAGUUAUACUUCUCAUACAGUUACACAUGAGGGAGAACAAAAAAAAAAAAAAAAAAAAAAAGAGCCGUCAAACUCAUACAUCUACACGCCAUAAACAAAUUUCUGAUGUGAAAAUUCUGCUGUGACAUUGAUAUAAACUCAUUCAACAAUUACACAUUGAAAUUAAAAAUGAAAACCAUGCACUAUUUCUAACAAAUAGUUCCUUUUCCUGUUAGCUCGGUUGAGUAACAAACCGUACAAGCAGAGUCAAGCUAAUUAAUUUUUAUGUGGAGCAGAUGCCAAGCAGUAUUUUAUCUUUCACAAUAAGUGCUUCCCAGAACACAAGCUACCAUGAAAUGUCAUUGCCACAACUGAUGCCAAAUCUGCUUUGCUUGGCACUGACUAUUGUUUUCAUCACAUUCCUGUACAGGUUUUCAGUUCCUUGCCUCACCUCUGUAAAUGCUGAGCAUUUUUAAUAAUGUCCCUUUCAGUCUUAUUUCAUAAAAAUUUUCAAUUAACCUCUCCCUUCUAAAAAUGUAUUGCUGUUCAUAUUCCACGUCUAAAACUACGGGAGGAUGAUAUUUUUUUAUUUUUUAUUUUUUUGGGUAAAAUGUUGCAUAAAUAGGUGCUGCUACCUGAAUCUUGUCUAUGCUACUACUGUAGUUAAACUCCGGUUUUCUAUAGGGAAUUGCAGAUUAUGCUGAUCCAAGCUUGCCACUCAGAUCCCUUAGCAAAGUCUUGGAGCUUAAUACAUUAAAGAUGAUGUCUCAAAUUAUUUCCUGAAUAUUGAAGAAUUCACACCAGCCUUUUAUUUUAUUAACAGGGUCUUCUUUUGCAUUAGAAUUGAUGAACAAAUUAUCGACAAGUAAUAUAUUGGGCAUCUCAAAGAAGGAUUUUGUUCAUUAUUGAAUUUUGAUCAAUUUGUCUUUCCAAGUAGUAGACAAGUCUUAUCUUAUCCAUGGAUUUUGCUUUUGCAGCAAUGGUUGUGGCAUCUAAAAGCAAGAAAUUGGUGAAUGCAGCUCAGCAGCUAGUUGCUUCUAAUCAUCUAAGAAUCAGCACUUCAAAUUAUUGUAUUAUAUAAGCUAAACUCUGUAACUAAUGCAUAUAAUUUGCUUGUAAAUGCCAAAGCUAGCCAUCAUAAUUUUGUCUUCAAUCUCGUUGAAACAUGGCUUCUAUAGGCUGUAAUGCCUAAAAUAGUUUGUGUAAGAUUAAGUGGACUGGCUCAGCUUGUAAUUUCUGAUUACUCCAGUGAUGUAAUAGGGUGGAAAUUGCAGGUGACAGGUGCACUAAAAAAUGUGCUCACAGUAGCUGCAGGAAUUGUGAAAGGCAUGAAUCAGUAAAUUACACAAUUAUCCAAAAACAGUAAAUAACUUAUUCUGCUUCUUGCCUUGGUGCAGGAAUUGUGAAAGGCAUGAAUCAGUAAAUUACACAAUUAUCCAAAAACAGUAUAUAACUUAUUCUGCUUCUUGCCUUGGUAUCCAUUUUGUUUGUGUGUGAUUUGCUUUGUAAUAAAUUAUUUCCCACAUGCCUUUUUCAUAUGCUUCUCCUUUAGUGCUCUUGGCAUGAUUCAGGUUGCUUGUUGCAAAUAAUUCAUCUGUUUUCAUCAAUUGUUCUCUACUCACAACUUUUCCCUUCAACUUUAUCUCCUAAAAAUGGGUGCAAAGCCAACAAUAAUUGGUCUAUCAGGAGUCAGAGACAUUAUGCUUAACUGUUUUGUGAAUCUUUCCAGAAGUAUCAGAGUUGGGAUCAGUUUUGGAUUGGAGGAGAAGCUUGAUGAUAUACUAAGUUCCAUAAAUCAGGUAGCUGAAGGCGUAAAUGAUCACAAUGAGCAGGUAGCUGAAGGCAUAUCAACAGCUGGAGUUGUGGUCGCAUUGGCCGAGAAGUAUAACACGAAGAUGCCAGUUUUAACAGCAGCUGCUUGUAUUAUUGACAGCGAAAUGACAACAAAGAAGGCUGUUGUUGAGUUGAUGCGCUUUCCUCAGGCUGAAGAAGUGUGAGUUGGAGUAGGCUCUGCCAAAGACCAAGUGCUGGUUGAUAAAGUGAAAGCAUAGGUUGAUCAAGACUUGUAUUUUGUGAUGUCCAGUUGCCUUAAGAACUACCUAAGAAUGGUGGUAACACCUGAUCAACGACAGCUCAACAAAGACCAGCAGAGCGCAAGUUGGCUAUGAUGGUUUGUAGAGUCGGUUUUAAAACCCGGUUGGGUUAACUGACCUUUGUAAACUAUCAAUAGUGUUAGAUCUUCAUGUUCUUGUAUCUCUGAUUGUAUUGAGAGAACUCCAGGUGAGGAGUUGCAUCUGAGUCCUGUGGGUAAACUCCAUAGAGUGUUUAAGACUUCAGAGAGAGUCUGAGCGAAAAUAGAGAAUCCAGUUGAGAGUCCAACUGAGAGAAGUUUUCUGUACUUCCGCAGAGUAAUUCGAAUUUCAUUGCUUUCUUCUCAUAUUUCUUCUCUAUGGUGGUCAGAGAACCACAACAUAUUUGUAAAGAUUUCACAGGCAUUCACAAUUCUUUUUCUGUUUUUGUAUUGUGCUGUCUCCGUGGAACUUGGAAGUGGAAAGCAAUUUCGGAAGUCAUGGAUUA